Molecule: messenger RNA, 904 nt
Organism: Oldenlandia corymbosa var. corymbosa
Lineage: Eukaryota; Viridiplantae; Streptophyta; Magnoliopsida; Gentianales; Rubiaceae
Source: the annotation of a GenBank genome assembly
AAUUCAGCCAAAAAAACAAAAAAUUUUCCUUCAAGUUUUGCCUCCAAAAAUUUUUAUCUCCAAACCAAUUAUAAGAACAUAAAAAAAAAACUUAAGGGCUAUAUACAUUUAUAUACAUAAUAUUUUUCUUUUACUUAAAUAUUACACGUUCUAGUUAUGGAAGGAAGCUCUUCUAGGGGUAAGGCCAUGCAAGCUCAGGCGGAGAAAGAGAAGGAUGACGUCCAUUACCGCGGCGUCCGAAGGCGGCCGUGGGGGAAGUACGCGGCGGAGAUUCGCGACCCGACACGACAAGGCGCCCGGGUGUGGCUAGGGACGUUUGAGACGGCGGAGGAGGCGGCGAGGGCUUAUGAUAGAGCUGCAUUUAGCUUAAGGGGUCAUCUUGCGACUUUGAAUUUCCCCGGUGAGUAUUAUUCUCAGCUGCCGAGCCCACCUCAUUACCGGCACUUACCGUCAAAUCAGCAGAACUUUAGGGGCGGAGGAGGAGGAGGUUCUUCAUCGUCGCCGGCGGCCGUGGUGGCGUCCGGACAAGGGAAUCAAGUCAUUGAGUUUGAAUAUCUGGAUGAUAGUUUGUUGGAAGAGCUUCUUGAACUUGAAGAUAAGAAAAGGAAAGGGAAAUGAUCAGUCGGGAAAAAUGUUAGUAUUAUAUAUAUUUGACUGGUCAUUAAUAGUGAAUUUAGUAGUAUUAUGUUUAAGUAUUAGCUUACGUGGUUUUCUUUCUUUGGGCUUUUUUUGUCUUGUUGGGAAAAACAAUGGUCAUAAUUUGAGUUUUGAUUACUUCCUUUCAGUCAAUUUCCUAGUUGUGGCUGAAUAGAUCAAAUUCAACCUCUUUUUCCUUAUGGUUUUCGCUCAAAAUAAAUUAUGCUACCAUCUUUUGAUACUCAAUUAGCUGGUGGAAAAAGGUUAA